UUAGCGUGUUCCGGCCUUCAAGUGAUGCAGAGAAAAGGCUGUGGAGCAUCACGGGAAGGCCGGAACCACGCUACAUAUUUGGGCAGUGGUAGAAUUUCUUUCACGAGACGAAAGUUGAAGAUUGGGGUGAAAACCGUUAGAAAGCUAGAACCAUGUCAGCUAUCCAAACAGACCGUCAAGAAGAAGAAAUGAAGCAAAAAGCCCAGAAAAUGGCCACCCAAGCCACAACGUCAAUAGAGAAGUUGCGAUACCAAUGUCUGCAGAGAGGAGCAAAGGGGAUUAAAGAACUAGGAAGAUCCUUCCGGAUCAUGGAUGAUUCUGGUGACAGGAAGCUGGACCUUGAAGAGUUCUCCAAAGGUCUUCAUGACUAUGGAGUUCAUCUUGACAACAGUGAGAUUGAAAACUUGUUCAAUGACAUGGAUAAAGAUGACAAUGGAAGCUUAAAUUUUGAUGAGUUUCUCAAAGCACUGAGGCCUCCUAUGUCGCAGGCACGUGUGAAUCUUAUCGAUCAAGCUUUUCGAAAGCUGGACCGUACUGGUGACAAGGUGAUUACUGUGGAUGAUUUGCGAGGUUUGUACAAUGCUCGCUAUCAUCCAAAGUAUCAAAAUGGUGAACUUACAGAGAAUGAAGUCUUUCAGCUUUUCUUGAAAAGCUUUGAUUCUCCCAGCAACCCUGAUGCUAAAGUGACGUGGGAAGAGUUUUUAAACUAUUACUCGGGCGUGAGUGCUUCGAUUGACACCGAUGCUUACUUUGAUCUAAUGAUGAGACAGGCAUGGAAGCUGUAGAUCAUUAAAGUUGAUCCCUUGGCAACUUUCACACUAAUCUGACUUAACUUUUAGAAAAAUCAAAGUAUUUGCAUUUAGGUACAUUAACUUUUUAUAUCGGAUUCUCUACCUUUCAACUAAUAGUGGUGCCAGUAACAGGAUUUACAACAGUACAUUCCAUUAGAUAAACUGGAAUUAUUUUAUUUCAUAAAUUAUUAUUUUUAUACUUCAUAGUUUUUUAGAGCUUCCAUUUCAUUUAAUACCUUAUAUUUGUAAACUGAUAAUCUCGGAUGUAAAUGAUCUGACCACGGUUUAUUUGGCAACUUACUAUAUAAACUUUUCAUAAAACAGAAAGUAAAUCUUAUGAAUGUUUAUUCAAGAUGCUAUAGUACAUGAAAAUAUUUCAUCUAAUAUAAACUCCUUUUUUUUUAAACAUUGUGGAAAUCUUUAAACUUGCAGCUUAACUUUGAAUUUUGUUGUUGUUGUUUUUUAUUUUUGUUUCAACUUUAAAGUUCUGGGUUUUUUUUGUAUUUUAUGAAUGUAUUUUAUCUUCUUUUAAUGUUUUUAAGAAGAAUGAAGUUUUUGUGAUGGAUGCUGGUGCUUUAAAUCUCAAUAUUAGUUUUUCUAGUGUUUUUAAUUCAACUAUAUUAACUAUUGUUAGACAGUUGUCUUCCAUUUUAUUAUCUUGAAAGACUAUAUGAAUUCAGGAAACGCUUGUGUAGUUACUUAAAUAAAAUGUCAAAAUACCA
Messenger RNA from Limulus polyphemus (Atlantic horseshoe crab), 1513 nucleotides. RefSeq names its product calcyphosin-like protein. The transcript is spliced from 5 exons. Bases 153 to 785 code for a protein of 210 amino acids. Gene Ontology annotation, molecular function: calcium ion binding. Lineage: Eukaryota; Metazoa; Arthropoda; Merostomata; Xiphosura; Limulidae. The record is from RefSeq and is a predicted model, not a curated record.